AUGCCUUCUGUUGGAUCUCGGUUUACUUAUGAAGCCCUCACCUUGGGCGAAUUCCGGCUCCUCUCAAUCAGGCCUGGCCACGCGCCGUGCGAGUAUAAGUACUCACUCAGACACGAAAGUUUAUCCAACCCUCCCCCAUACAAGGCACUAUCAUAUGUUUGGGGUGACCCUACUGCGCAUCAUGAGAUCAAACUCAAUGAUGGACGUUUCGCCAUUAACUCAAAUCUCAAAACUGCUUUGAAGUACUUGCGUUUUGAGGACGAAGAAGCCAUUUGGAUCGAUGCGAUCUGCAUUAAUCAGAAUGAUGACCAGGAGAAAAGUAGACAGAUCGCAGCGAUGUCGCAAAUAUACCGCGGUGCGAAUGAAGUGAUAGCUUGGAUAGGAGAAUCGUCACAAGAGAGCCGAAGAGCCUUUGCAUAUCUCGACACUUGGCUUCGAUCCGUUACUGAACUCAUGAAGAUUCAACAGGCGCCAGUAGAUGGCAGGGACAUCUAUGAUCUGAACAAGAGAAAGGACUUGAUCGUCUCGGAAUUUCCAUUGCUCAAAGGAGAUACAGUCCACCAAAUUUUGAAGAUUAUUGAAGAAGACAUGUCCAUGUCUCUUGGCUCUCUUAAUUCCCCUCACAUCUUGUCGAUUGAAAUCGAUAUUCAUUUCCUUAGCCAACCUGCAGAGAGCAGAAUUCUAGAUUUGAUCCGUGACGAUGUGAAUUCUAGAGAUGACGCGGAAACGCCCGAGGAUGAAGAAGCACCCCACAAAGUGAAACUAUCGAAUCCCAAUGGCCCUCUAGCAAAACUCCUAGCUUCUAUCGAUGGUGACUUUCACGCUUUACGGCAUACGUUCUCUGAGAGGGCAUGGUGGGAAAGACUUUGGGUGAUACAAGAAGCUGUUGUCUCAAGAGAGUUGAGUCUCCAGUGCGGACAAGAAAAGAUACCUUGGGUGUGUCUCGAUCAGACUUGGCAUCUUGUCUUGAGAUACUUUCAACAACCAAUCGCCAGAACCUUGACGUCUGUAUUUCAUCGGAUGUGGGAAAUCUCCCUCCUCCGUAAACUAAAAUUCGUCGAGUCACAGGAAGGAAGUUACUAUUAUGGGCUAGAUUUCGCGUUGGAGAGCUUUGAACGAUUUAAGAGUACCGAUCCACGGGACAAAAUAUUUGGCCUUCUAAAUAUUGUAUCUUCGACUGGUCCCGCCAUUCAACCAGACUAUGGGAAAAAAACGUCAGAGGUGUUUACUGAAGCGGCCGUAUAUCUGAUAUCGCAGACUCGGCGCUUAAAUGUUUUGUGCGGUACCCAGCGAGCAGAUUCAAAGCCGCAAUGGCAGGAAGAUGAUCCAUUACCAAGCUGGGUUCCGAACUUCUCUUUGACAAGCGGCUACGAGCCGUUAUUAAGACUCAAUGAAGGGAGUGGCGUUUAUAAUGCUAGCGGGGAAUCACAUAUUAUUGAUGCAGUUUCAUAUGAUGAUCUUUCACGGUCCUUAUAUCUCACAGGCUUUGUCUGGGAAGAAAUUGAUCAUGCGACAACGAGGUCACGAGCCGAAGACCUAGAUUGGGAAGCGACAUUGUUACAGUGGGAACCUGAGAGCUUGGAGGCAAGGGAAUAUCCCACAGGAGAGAAUAUUGUGGAGGUAUAUUGGCGGACUCUUUUAAAAGACUCAUCGUUGUUGGACCCCGAUAACGAGCACACGCACCAACUUUGGACUCGACUCAAGCACUGGACGUCAUCCCGCAGAGGUCCCAUUCGAAAGCGACUUAAACCAGAUGAGAUGUGCGACGAGAUUUGCAUGCUUAGGUCUUGUUUCUGGGUGUGGUCCAAUCGCACGCUACUGCGCGAAGGAGUAUUGGAGUUGUGGCGAAGUCCAGGAAUUUCAGAUCAAAGGUAUUUAAACAAAAGUGCAUCAUAUGUUUUGGAGGGAAAUAAAUUUAGGCAUGUUCGUCAGCCCGGAUGGCGGACGACGGACGAUUCGUCCCUUGGAGAGGAGCUCGACAUAACGAUGUCAAUGAGUGUCGCCGCCGAAGACAUCAAUGACCGCUCAGAGAGUGAAAAUAACAAGGCGUUGACGCAGGAAAGGGAAGAAUCCGACCAGGAGACUGUGACGAGUGAAGACUACGACAUUCUAUGCGAAGACUGCACUCCGUUCACGAAGGAUGAGCUUUUAGAGGAAGGUGGUCCAUUUAAGAUGAACUAUCGCGAUCGUUUGCGACACAGCACGCUCGGGUAUAUGUUCUUUACAACUAAGAAAGGCUAUAUGGGACUUGUACAAGGAGAUGCAUCACCUGGAGAUCUAGUGGCCAUCGUACAAGGCUCAGAUGUACCGCUCAUCCUCCGCCGACAGGCAUCCGGCCUCGGAAGGGAUGGAGAGGAGAGAAUUUUCUAUACAUUGGUUGGGGCCUCGUACGUACAUGGAAUUAUGGAUGGGCAAGUUGCUGAGCAGUGCAGCUUGGAUGAAGAUAAGAUAUACCUUCAAUAA
This is a messenger RNA of Clonostachys byssicola, 2463 nucleotides long. The record is from the annotation of a GenBank genome assembly. Lineage: Eukaryota; Fungi; Ascomycota; Sordariomycetes; Hypocreales; Bionectriaceae.